GCCGCUUAGGGAGGGCGGGACCGGUAAUCCUUGUGGCAGGAUUUCGUUUUCUCAGAUUUUUGUCUCAGGCGGUGAGGUUUUCCAAGUCCGCAGUCCCGAGGAGAAGGCCGGAGAGUGGUGCUCCCCGCCUCACAGCCCAUGGUCGGAGCCUCCAGUGGUGCUCACAGCUCACACGUGGGAUUGAAGCUCGGAGUCGCCGCACGAACCCACGCCAAAGCCGGGACAGGGACCGCCAUUCCUGCAGCGGCUUCUGCUCCCGCCCCGCUCCGCCCACAGAGGGCAAUGGCGGCGACCCCGCUGAGGAGACGGGCUGAGGUUGGCGUGACCUUUGAGGACAUUGCCCUGUACUUCUCCAGGGAGGAAUGGAGCCUCCUUGAUGAGGGUCAGAGACAGCUGUACCUAAAUGUGAUGCUGGAGAACUUUGAACUUGUAUCCUCGCUGGGUUGCUGCUGUGGAGGAGAGAAUGUGGAGGCAGCAACUGAACAGAACGUUUCUGUUAGAGUAUCACACGCAAGGAAUCCCAAGGUAGCCUUGUUUUCCCAGAAGAGCCACCCCUGUGAGAAUUGUGGGCUAGUCUUGGGAAACAUUUUCCACACGAUGGAGGUGAAGGGAACACAACACAGACAAAUACUGUUGAGGUGUGGGGCAUGUGCAAAACGAUUUUAUUUCCGUGCAAAAUUUCAUCAGCAGCAUAUGAGAGAGAAGUCUUUCAUUAGAGGUGUGGACACCAACUCACUUGCAAAGAGCUGCAAUUUCAAUGUGUCCCAGAAUCUUUUCACAUGUGAGGAGGUUGGGCAGGGUGUCCUUACCAGGUCAGGACAUCUCCACCUAAACGCUACUCAGACCAGGGACCGUCCAAAUGCUAUUUCGACACGUGGGAUGACAUUUCAAAGGACAAACAAUUAUUACACCAGAAAAGAAUGUAAGAAGGACAUUAUUUGCACCCACACGUUUAUUCAGGAAAAGGAUGUCAAUGUUGGAAGUCGAUGUUUUGUGUGCUCUGAAUGUGGGAAAUCUUUUACCAAAUUUUCUAGCUUGUAUUAUCUACAGCGAGAUCACACUGGAGAAAGGCCUUAUGAGCACAGUGAAUAUGGGAAAGCUUUUAGCAGUAUUAACAGCCUAGGUGAAUAUGAAGCUUUGCACACUGAAGAAAGGCCUUAUGAGUGCCGUGAAUAUGGGAAAGCUUUUAGCAGUAUUAACAGCCUAGGUGAAUAUGAAGCUUUGCACACUGGAGAAAGGCCUUAUGAGUGCAGUGAAUAUGGAAAAGCUUUUAGCAGUAUUAACAGCCUAGGUGAAUAUGAAGCUUUGCACACUGGAGAAAGGCAUUAUGAGUACAGUGAAUAUGGGAAAGCUUUUAGCAGUAUUAACAGCCUAGGUGAAUAUGAAGCUUUGCGCACUGAAGAAAGGCCCUAUGAGCGCAGUGAAUGUGGAAAUCCUGUUACCAAUAGCACUGCCCUCCAUUAUGAUCAGAGCGUUCUCACAGCAGAAAGGCCUUAUGAGUACAAUGAGUGUGGGAAAUCUUUUACUAGUAGCAGUAACCUUCAUUGUCAUCGGAGCAUUCACACUGGAGAAAAGCCUUAUAAAUGUAGUGAAUGUGGAAAGUCUUUUUCAAGUUUCAAUGGUCUCAAAUAUCAUCACAGAGUGCACUCUGGAGAAAGGCCUUAUCACUGCAGUGAAUGUGGGAAAUCUUUUGCCACUACGUCUCACCUUUACAGUCAUCAGAGGGUUCACACAGGAGAAAAGCCUUACAAAUGCAGUGAAUGUGGGAAAUCUUUUGCCCAGAGCAGUAACCUUCUUUGUCAUCAGAGCAUUCACACUGAAGAAAAGCCUUAUAUAUGUGGUGAAUGUGGGAAAGCUUACACCUGUAGCAUUAAACUUUGUCGUCAUCAAAGAGUGCACGCUGGAGAAAGGCCUUAUCACUGCAGUGAAUGUGGGAAAUCUUUUACCAGUAACAGUAAACUUUGUUGUCAUCAGAGAGUUCAUACAGGCGAAAAGCCUCAUAAAUGCAGUGAAUGUGGGAAAUCUUUUACCACCAAGGACAACCUUCGUAUACAUCAUAGAGUUCACACUGGAGAAAAGCCUUUUAAAUGCAGUGAAUGUGGGAAAUCUUUUACCUGGAGCGAUGUCCUUCGCCGUCAUCAGAGAAUUCAUACAGGACAAAAGCCUUAUAAAUGCAGUGACUGUGGGAAAACUUUUACUGAAAACGAAGCUCUCCAAAAUCAUCAGAGAGUUCAUACGGGAGAAAAGCCUUUUAAAUGCAGUGAAUGUGGGAAAUCUUUUACCUGGAGGAGUGUCCUUCGCAAUCAUCAGAAAGUUCAUACAGGAGAAAAGCCUUAUAAAUGCAGUGAAUGUGGGAAAUCUUUCACCACCAAGGCCCACCUUUGUAUUCAUCAGAGAGUUCACACUGGAGAAAAGCCUUUUAAAUGCAGUGAAUGUGGGAAAUCUUUUACCUCGAGCGAUGUCCUUCGCCGUCAUCAGAGAAUUCAUACAGGACAAAAGCCUUAUAAAUGCAGUGACUGUGGGAAAACUUUCACUGAAAACGAAGCUCUCCAAAAUCAUCAGAGAGUUCAUACUGGAGAAAAGCCUUUUAAAUGCAGUGAAUGUGGGAAAUCUUUUACCUGGAGGAGUGUCCUUCGCAAACAUCAGAGAGUUCAUACAGGAGAAAAGCCUUAUAAAUGCAGUGAAUGUGGGAAAUCUUUCACCACCAAGGCCAACCUUCUUAUUCAUCAGAGAGUUCACACUGGAGAAAAGCCUUUUAAAUGCAGUGAAUGUGGGAAAUGUUUUACCUGGAGUGAUAGCCUUCACAAACAUCAGAGAGUUCAUACUGGAGAAAAGCCUUUUAAAUGCAGUGAAUGUGGGAAAUCUUUUCCCUGGAGGAAUGCCUUUCUCAGUCAUCAGAAAAUUCAUACAGGACAAAAGCCUUAUAAAUGCAAUGACUGUGGGAAAUCUCAUACCAGGAUCACCAGGCUUCUCAGUCAUCAGGGAGUUCAUACAGGAGAAAGUUGUUAUGAGUGUAAUUAAUGUGAGAUAUCUCUCAGUCUAAUUUGUAAAUUCACUCUGCACAAAAGAGUCCAAAUGUGAAAAAUUUCUCAGAUGUGUUGAAAAUGUAGUUUCUUAGUUGGAACUUAACAAUUGUAAAAGAAAAUAUGUGAAGUCUCAUUAAUCUGAAUUUUAUCUCAUACAUUGAAUCACCCACAUUAUGUAACAUACCCACAACCAUUUUUGCUGUUCUGUUUGCUUGUUUGUAUGUUGGAACCAUAGGUAUGUAUGUUGGACUUUUUAAGAUAAAGAGCUGUCUUGCCAGGUAGAGGAACUGCCAGUCUCACGGCUCUUUCCUUGCAAAAUAAUGAAGGCUUUUCCCUAAGACUUCUUUAAUGUUGGGUGUUCUAUUUACUGUGUGAGUUAGUUUUUAUGGAGAUCUGGGCUCUCCAAGCAUGAUGAGGUAAAAAACUUAUAUGGGCUCUGAAACAUUUUUGCCCUUGGGGGAAGACCGUGGGGCAGAAAUUAGCUCAGCAGUUUUUGCCAAAUUUACAUUGCUGUCCAUAUUUUCCCAGGAAACACUGUGGACUCUCUGGUCCUCAUGUGAAAAUGGAUGCAUUGAGACACGGAGAUCACUCCAAAGAGGGGGUAGUUGUGACAACCUCAAGUAUAUCUGGAAGCAGUGUGAAUUUUUUUCUUUUUUUCAAGGAAUAGUAAGACAUUUGAAGGGAUUCUUUUCCCCAGGUGUUGCAGAGGGCCAUGCCCUUUAAUGCCUUCAAUUCCAUGGGUGAUGGGCACUGGUUGGAGGACCAUGGCAGUGAGGGGACCCCUUCAACUGCAGAAACACUGACCUAAUUCCUGUUGGACCAGACUGCAGCCCAUUAGAUGGAAUGGUCUUCAUCUAAACUUACACCCUGACAUUUUUUUGAGGAAAAGACUACAGGAGCCGUGUGUACACAGACCUGAGGAACAUCUGGGUAUGUUUAUCUUCUGUGCAACAGUCAUUAUCACUGAUUAUAAUCAAGAAGUUUUGUGGCUUCAAAUAGCUUCUCAGAUGUCCCCAUCAGAGCCAUUGGUGCCCUGGCAGCAAAACUAAGAGGAAAAGAAAGGGUGCCUUUAGGCUGGAGAUGCGGCUUUUGUGACACAGUCAGUAUUCCAGUGGGUUUGGGUGAAAGUUCUUCAUUGUUUUUCAUUGUUUGUUACAUUUUCUGUCACUGAGAUGAGACUCUCGCCCAGAGGGCAUAAGAUAGUGGAUUGAAUAUAGAGUUGAAAAACAACAGUUCCUAAAUAAGUAACAUUUGUUUUAUCUUGAACCAUUUUUGAAAAUCUAUAAUGAGUAAAUUGCAUAUAUUACGUAUAGUGUUUCAUAAAUCUUGACAGGUGCAUAAAACUGAAACCAUCAUUAUACUCAUAAUGCUGACCAUAUCUGUGACUGUGUAGUUGCUUCAUGACCUCGUUUAAUCUGUCCGUAUUCACAGCUUUCCUGGUAACCAUGGUUUCACAUUUCAUUUUAAUAGAGAACUUUGCUUUUUCUAAGUAUUUUUCUGUUUUAAUUUAUAUUUCAUAAAUUCUUGGACAUUUGUUAAAGAUAUAUUAGUAACUCAUCUUUUUUUAUAUAUAUAUUCUUUUUGUUGUUGUUAAUCCUCACCCGAGGAUAUUUUUCCAUUGAUUCUUCUGGACAGUGGAAGAGAGAGGGAAAGACAGAGAGAAACAUUGAUGUGAAGGAAACAUAUCAAUUGGUUGCCUCCUGCAUCAGCCCUGACCAGUGCGCUGGCUGGAAGGAGUCUUCAACCAAGGUAUGUGCCUUUGACUUAAAUCGAACCUGGGAUCCUUUGGUCUGUAGGCCUACGCUUCAGCCAGGGCUGUGGUAGAUAUUCUUAUCUUUGAAUAUAUCACCAUCAUGUUGUCCAUUUUAAUAAAUACUUGGUUUUCAAUAAAGCUGGUACAAACA
Molecule: messenger RNA, 4930 nt
Organism: Myotis daubentonii (Daubenton's bat)
Lineage: Eukaryota; Metazoa; Chordata; Mammalia; Chiroptera; Vespertilionidae
Biological process (GO): regulation of DNA-templated transcription
Cellular component (GO): nucleus
Source: RefSeq, a predicted model, not a curated record